AUGGCAUUAGCUCUGUGUCUGCAGGUGCUGGGCAGCCUGUGCGGCUGGCUGUUGCUCUAUACGUCUUUCUGCUGCCUGAAUAAGCACCGAAGCUAUGAGUGGAGCUGCCGGCUUGUGACCUUCACCCAUGGAGUCCUCUCCAUAGGCCUCUCUGCUUAUAUUGGCUUCAUUAACGGCCCUUGGCCCUUUACCCACCCAGGCUCACCCAACACACCUCUCCAAGUUCACGUGCUGUGUCUGACCUUGGGCUACUUCAUCUUUGAUCUGGGCUGGUGCAUCUACUUCCGGUCUGAGGGUGCCCUGAUGCUGGCUCACCACACCCUGAGCAUCCUGGGCAUCAUCAUGGCCUUGGUGCUGGGGGAGUCGGGCACCGAGGUCAACGCAGUCCUCUUUGGCAGCGAAAUCACCAACCCUUUGCUACAGAUGCGUUGGUUUCUCCGUGAAACAGGGCACUACCACAGUUUCACAGGCGACGUGGUGGACUUCCUCUUCGUGGCUCUGUUUACUGGUGUGAGGAUUGGGGUAGGAGCUCACCUCCUUUUCUGUGAAAUGGUCUCACCCACGCCCAAGUGGUUUGUGAAGGUUGGUGGAGUAGCCAUGUAUGCCGUGUCCUGGUGUUUCAUGUUUAGCAUCUGGCGUUUUGCGUGGAAGAAAAGCAUCAAGAAGUACCAUGCGUGGAGAAGCAGGCGGAGUGAGGAGCGGCAGCUAAAACACAAUGGGCAUCUCAAGACACAUUAGCCGAGGCUUAAUUCCCAGGAUGGAUGGGGUUGAGUCAGCCAUGGAAACUGGAUCACACACAGGACUGUGAUGGAGCCAUGUUUAUAACACACUUAGGUUUACAAAAAAAAAAAAAAAAAAGGGCUACAUUUAUUGAUCACUUUGAUCAGUGUUCUAGCCAGGCAAAUGCAGUAUUCACACUACUUUCUGCAGUGUGGAAAGUAAGUUAGGGAAGUUGUUCUAGGAGAUGACCUUAGGUCUUUACUAUUGCUGGGAACCUUGGUAUUCAGACAGCUUCGAAAGGAACUUGAAAAAGAUGAGUGCCCUCUCUUGUUCCUUUAGAAGACGCUCCUCCAACACACACUCAUCUCUGCUUUCUGUGGAGCAAUUUUCGUGUACCCUACAUGUUAUGAAAGGAGUGUGCUCUGGAGGAAGCAGGCCUUUGAUA
Molecule: messenger RNA, 1165 nt
Organism: Dipodomys ordii (Ord's kangaroo rat)
Lineage: Eukaryota; Metazoa; Chordata; Mammalia; Rodentia; Heteromyidae
Gene: Tlcd5
Product: transmembrane protein 136
Exons: 2
Coding region: 1-738 (245 amino acids)
Cellular component (GO): membrane
Source: RefSeq, a predicted model, not a curated record